Messenger RNA from Mollisia scopiformis, 534 nucleotides. RefSeq lists its product as uncharacterized. Bases 199 to 492 code for a protein of 97 amino acids. Lineage: Eukaryota; Fungi; Ascomycota; Leotiomycetes; Helotiales; Mollisiaceae. The transcript has a single exon. The record is from RefSeq and is a predicted model, not a curated record.
CUGGUCGACUAAAUACAGUCUUAGUGUCUACAUUUUGAUUCGGACUAGCACAGAUCUGAAGACGUACAUUACUUCUACCUCCUGCUUCUUUCUCCAGAAACUUUUUACUUCAGAGCAAACAACCACUUCCAGAAGACACCAUCAGAAAACACCGGCUAUACUUCAAAUCAAAGAAGUACCUCGAGCAUCUUUCCUACAAUGUACUCCCUAGGGUGCCUUACAAUAACUGAACUAUGUCAAUUUGAGUCCAUGAUCGAUCGACGGAACUUUCAGCGCGCAAUCACGGGAACAGAAAUACCCUGGGAGCCUUAUAUAGAGGAGUUCCUAAGAGAUAGUGGAUGGACCUGGGCUCCUUCACCGAGCUUACUACAUGAAUUUCUCAUGCGAAUCGACUUGGAGGGUCCUGUGUUCUAUAGCUCAUGGUACGAAGGGUGUCAUGCGGAUUGGCGCCCACCACCGGGCUCGGAAGCUCCAGCACCCAGAAGGCAAUAGAGAAUGUGUGACGGUCGACAUCAGUGCAGGUCAACGCAGGGA